AUGCCAAGGGUACAUGGUAGAAGAAAGAAAACAAGAACUCACCGUGAUGAAGAUGCAGAGGAAGAAUUGAAAUCUAUUCCAAAGUGUUUUGUCUUAAGACGUGGGAAAGUAAUGCAAUCAGUAAAACAACUCAUCAUAGAUUUGAGAUAUUUAAUGUCUCCAUGGAGUUCUUUGAGGCUAAAGGAGCAGAGAGCUAACAAAUUGAAAGAUUUUAUAAGUAUUGCUGGCCCUUUAGGAAUAUCCCAUAUGUUAAUUCUCAGUCAAACUAAUAGUAGUUUAUAUCUACGCCUAGUAGUGUUGCCUGCAGGUCCAACUCUUACAUUUUGUAUUGAGAACUUUUGCUUAAUGCAUGAUGUUAGGUCUUCACAGAAAAGACCACGUUCUUGCAAAACUGACUACUUGGUUUCUCCUUUACUAGUUAUGAAUGGAUUGAAGAAUAUGGAUAUUAAAGGAACUUCAUUGGAUUUAGUUCAAGCUACUAUUAUUGGUAUGUUUCCCGCAAUAGAUUUGGCUAAGACUCAGAUAAGAUCCUGUAGAAGGGUGGUUCUUAUAGAUUAUGAUAAGGAUAUGGAUAAAUUUGAGCUGAGGCACUAUGCAAUAAUUAGAUAUCCAGCCGGUGUUUCAAGAGCAGUGAAAAGGUUAUUGCUUCAAACAUCAGCUUUUAAAUUACAAAGUAUUGGAAGAAGUGCUGAUAUUGCCGAUUAUAUUUUAUCUAACAAUACAGGUAGCAGUUUUGAUAGCGAGGUGGAAGAUGCAGUAGAAAUUUCAAUACCAAAGAAAGAAACUGUAUUUGUUAAUAAGGAGAAGAUUGGUCUAUCAGAGAAAGGAGGAAGUUUAACUGGAAAGGUAUCAGUAAGUUUAAAGGAGUUAGGGCCAAGAAUUACAAUGAAGCUAGUUAAAAUAGUUGAUGAAGUUUGUGAGGGGGCUGUAUUGUAUCAUAGAUUUGUAAAGAAAACUCAGCAAGAGCUUGAUGAGUUAGCUUUUAAGGAAGGGGGUCUAAAGAAAAAACGAAGAGACCUUCGAGAAGCUAUUCUAAGGGAAAGUACCGAACAAAAUACUGAAACAUUAUAUAAUACUUCAAAAUGUACUGAUAAAGAUAACUUCGAGAUAGAUAGUCAUUCCUUACUAGGUAUGAGUAAAGAAAAAGAUGAUACUCACAAUAGUGAAUUAGGCACUCAAAAUCAAGAUCUAUCCCAGAUCAAAGAUAAAAGUAAACAUAUCAAUAUUAGUAAACAUGUAGAAUUUACUUAA
Cryptosporidium muris RN66 is the source of this 1251-nucleotide messenger RNA. Its product is annotated as ribosome biogenesis protein SSF2, putative. The record is from RefSeq and is a predicted model, not a curated record. Gene Ontology annotation, cellular component: preribosome, large subunit precursor. The coding region runs from base 1 to 1251 and encodes 416 amino acids. NCBI's taxonomy places the organism in Eukaryota, Apicomplexa, Conoidasida, Eucoccidiorida, Cryptosporidiidae. Gene Ontology annotation, molecular function: rRNA binding. The transcript has a single exon. Gene Ontology annotation, biological process: ribosomal large subunit assembly; rRNA processing.